Messenger RNA from Rhea pennata, 1899 nucleotides. RefSeq names its product potassium voltage-gated channel subfamily D member 2 (gene KCND2). The coding region runs from base 1 to 1899 and encodes 632 amino acids. Gene Ontology annotation, molecular function: A-type (transient outward) potassium channel activity; protein binding; voltage-gated monoatomic ion channel activity involved in regulation of postsynaptic membrane potential. NCBI's taxonomy places the organism in Eukaryota, Metazoa, Chordata, Aves, Rheiformes, Rheidae. The transcript is spliced from 6 exons. Gene Ontology annotation, biological process: protein homooligomerization; potassium ion transmembrane transport. The record is from RefSeq and is a predicted model, not a curated record. Gene Ontology annotation, cellular component: dendritic spine; neuronal cell body; postsynaptic membrane.
AUGGCAGCAGGAGUGGCAGCAUGGUUACCCUUUGCCAGGGCAGCUGCCAUAGGAUGGAUGCCAGUGGCCACAGGUCCCAUGCCAGCUGCUCCACGGCAGGAGAGGAAGCGAAGCCAGGACUCUCUGAUUGUGCUGAAUGUGAGUGGCAUCCAGUUCCAGACAUGGCUGGACACCUUAGAGCGCUACCCUGACACUCUGCUGGGAAGUUCAGAACGGGACUUCUUCUACCACCCUGAGACACAGCAGUACUUUUUUGAUCGGGACCCUGACAUUUUUCGCCACAUUCUCAACUUCUACCGUACAGGAAAGCUUCAUUACCCCCGUCAAGAGUGCAUCUCUGCUUAUGAUGAGGAGCUGGCCUUCUUUGGCAUUAUCCCUGAGAUCAUUGGCGACUGUUGUUAUGAGGAAUACAAGGAUCGCCGGCGUGAGAACGCUGAGCGCCUACAGGAUGACGCUGAUCAGGAUCAUGCGGCCGAGAGCUCACUACCCUCAAUGACAGCUCGGCAGAGGAUGUGGCGGGCCUUUGAAAACCCCCACACCAGUACACUAGCUCUGGUCUUCUACUAUGUCACUGGUUUCUUCAUUGCUGUCUCUGUUAUUGCCAAUGUGGUGGAGACAGUACCCUGUGGGGUAAGCCCAGGCCGCAUCAAGGAGCUGCCCUGUGGAGAGCGCUAUGCUGUGGCUUUCUUCUGUCUGGAUACUGCCUGUGUCAUGAUCUUCACGGUUGAAUAUCUGUUACGCUUGCUGGCAGCCCCUAGUCGCUACAAGUUUGUGCGCAGUGUCAUGAGCAUCAUUGAUGUGGUUGCCAUCAUGCCCUAUUACAUUGGCCUGGUGAUGACAGAUAACGAGGAUGUCAGUGGGGCUUUUGUGACACUGCGAGUCUUUCGUGUCUUCAGGAUCUUUAAAUUUUCCCGCCACUCACAGGGGCUGCGUAUCCUGGGCUAUACCCUGAAAAGUUGUGCCUCGGAGUUGGGCUUUCUCCUCUUCUCACUUACCAUGGCCAUUAUCAUCUUUGCCACAGUCAUGUACUAUGCAGAGAAAGGUUCAUCAGCCAGCAAGUUCACCAGCAUCCCUGCAGCCUUCUGGUACACCAUUGUCACCAUGACAACACUGGGGUAUGGUGACAUGGUGCCAAAGACAAUAGCUGGCAAGAUUUUUGGUUCAAUAUGCUCCCUGAGUGGGGUUUUAGUCAUUGCUUUGCCGGUUCCUGUAAUUGUCUCCAACUUCAGCCGUAUCUACCACCAGAAUCAACGAGCAGACAAGCGCAGGGCACAGAAGAAAGCCAGACUUGCCCGAAUUCGUGCAGCAAAGAGUGGGAGUGCUAAUGCCUACAUGCAGAGCAAACGAAAUGGCUUACUGAGUAACCAGUUGCAGCAGUCCUCCAGUGAAGAAGAACAGGCCUUUGUUAGCAAAUCUGGUUCUUCCUUUGAAACACAGCACCACCACCUGCUUCACUGCCUGGAAAAAACCACGAAUCAUGAGUUUGUGGAUGAACAAGUCUAUGAAGAGAGCUGCAUGGAGGUUUCUACAGUCAAUAGACCCCCAAGCCACAGCCCCUCUCUCUCAUCUCAACAAGGUGUUACCAGCACUUGCUGCUCACGGAGACAUAAAAAGACUUACCGCAUCCCAAACACCACCAUCACUGGCAGCCGUCAAGGCAGCGUACAGGAGCUCAGCACCAUCCAGAUCCGAUGUGUGGAGAGAACACCUCUGUCUAACAGCCGAUCCAGCUUAAAUGCCAAAGUGGAAGAGUGUGUUAAACUAAACUGUGAGCAGCCUUACGUCACUACAGCAAUAAUUAGCAUCCCGACACCUCCAGUCACCACACCUGAAGGAGAUGAUAGGCCAGAGUCUCCUGAGUAUUCAGGAGGAAACAUUGUCAGAGUAUCUGCUUUAUAA